UUUUUUAGCUUCUAUUUACUCCUACAAAGUACGAAAAAAACAUUAGAAGUCGGUACGCGGACAUCAACCCUUUCAAAAAAUGUUUUUUUCCGGAAAAUGGCAAAAAAAAUUCGAAAAAAAUUCAUCACUUUCGCCUUGACGAAAAUUAAAAUAUGAAUUAAUUUUUUUUAGCUUCCACUUACUCCUAGAAAGUACGAAAAAAACAUUAGAAGACGGUACGCGGACAUAAGCUGCUUCAAAAAAUGUUUGUGUCCGGUAAAUUGCAAAAAAAAUUCGAAAAUAAUUUAUAACUUUCGCCUUGACGAAAUCUAAAACAUAAAAUAAUAUUUUUUAGCUUCCACUUACUCUUAGAAAGUACGAAAAAAACAUUUGAAGACGGUACGCGGACAUCAGACCCUUCAAAAAUUAUUUUUUUCCGGAAAAUUGCAAAAAAAAAUUCUAAAAAAAUUUAUAACUUUCGCCUUGACUAAAACUUAAAUCUAGAUUAAAUAUUACUUGUUCUUCUAUUUUUAUUGUUUUUAUUAUGAAUAUUAAUAAUUUAAUUUUUAUUUUUAUUAUUUUUAUCAAUCAUUUAUUUCCUUUCAGUGUUUGAUGUCGUGGUUUGAAUGUUAUUGAAUUUCAUUCUUUUGUUUUUAAAUUAUAACCUAAGGAUUUGCGUAAUUUGCGUAAGAAUUGUCAAACUGUUUUAUAUGUUUCAUUCAUUUGUUUAUAUGUUAGUACCAACAUAAAUUUUUUCAAAAAUUGACUUGGAGUUGAUAACUGGGUGCCAGUUUCAGUUUCAUAAUUUUUGCUAAUUUACAGAUUCUAUGGAGGAAAAAAAAAAAAAAAAAAUUAAAAAAAAGAGAAUUUAUGGAAGAAAGUAAAAAAAAACAAAAAAUGAAAAUAAAAUGACUAUAAUUGUAUAAUAUUAGAAAUUAGAAAAUGCGCUCGCGCGUUGAUAAAGCGUUGCGAUGCGUCGGCGUUAACAAUCAGCACGUGGCAUUGACUAUAUACAAAAUCUACAUCCCGGUGUUUCUUGUUUAAGUCGGGACAACCCUCCGACGACGUUUGUCGUGUGCGCGUUUUAAUAUCCAGUCGAUCUAUACGCAUAUAUAUAUAUAUAUAUAGUUUUGUUCGGCGAAUUCAAGAAAAUUUCCUUCUUCGUCAAGAAAGAACGAAAGAAAAAAAGAAAAAAAAACUACAAAAAAAAAUGUUUAUCAAAUUUCUUCAUUAUCAAUUUGAGCCGAAAAAAUCAGGAUUUAAAAAUUUUUAUUUCCUCAAACGAUGGAUCUUCUGUUAGCAUUUGUUGCGAGAUUUCGGGAUCGGAGCCGAGAAUGAAGAUCACAUGAAUAAUGAAAUGAAUAAAGAAGAAAAAAGAAUUAAGAGUCCGUCAAAAAAAAGGGAAAUUUAGAAAAAAAAAUUUAUCCAGCCAAAGGGAAAAGGAGGAAUGGGCCCUUGGGCCUUUGGUGUACCAAUUGUCCUAGUAUCAUGUGUGGGCCUUCUUCUUAAUGCCUACAUUCUUUUGGUUGUUCUUGGACUCGGCAAACAGAUCCAUCAGCAGCAAACUGCAAACACCUUGCUGUUAAUUCAUCUCGGAGCAGUUGAGGCUGCCGUUUGCCUUGUGCUCCUAAUAUUCAGUACUGGUUCCUGGCCAUUUGCUGGUACUUGGUGCGUUAUACACGGGUUUCUUUUGGCUCUCCUCCAUCCAGUUGCCCUUUGGACUGUAACCGGUCUAAAUUGUGAAAGGUAUUAUGCUAUCGCAGCGCCAUUACACUAUGCAGCAUUAGUUUCACCACGAAGAGUAAUAUUUGGAUUAGCAGCAUCGUGGACAGGAUCAUUGCUACUCUGUUUACCACCAAUUUCCGGUUUAGCACCACCAUAUAAAUAUAUUCCUGGUUUAGGAUGUUGUGCUCCUGAUUUUGGUAACGAUAAUUGGGGAUCAUCGGCUGCUGUUUAUGGUGUUGCUUAUGCUUUUUUAGGUUUAGCAUUGCCGGCAGUAUUGGUGACUGUUUGUAAUUUACGUGUACUUGGAAUAGCACGUUAUCAUCGUCAUCGUAUUGCAAGUGCAAUUUACGAGGUGACACUAAGUGCACAAGUCACAAUUACACAUCAACGGAAUCCAUUUUUUAUUCCUUCUAUAACGUCACCAAACGCUGGCGGUGGUCCACCACGUUUUCACAGUGCCGCUAGUACGGUGAUGCAACUGGUUGGUUCUCUUUAUCUGUUGUACUUUCCUUAUUGUGGAUUGAUCCUGUGGGAGGUGUGCUGUGCCAUUGGAGUUGGGGGAACUCAACAGCGUCUGCAUGCGCAUCCUCGUUUUGCGUCCUUGGCCUCACUUCUUCUUGCCUGUUCACCACCCGUAAACGGACUCCUCUAUGGUCUUAAAUCACGAACCUUGCGACGGUCCGUGCAAAACUAUUGGCGUAAAAAGGCUACUAAAUCCGAAUUACAGCAGGAAAUUCAGGCGCGAACACCAAGCGCUACUGGUUCAAGGAGGCCUUCCGGAAAUGGACAAGCCUCCUUCUUCCCUUUUCCGCCGUUGCAACGACGCCUCAGCGAAGCACUAUUAGUACUUGGUUCCUGUAGAACGGGAAAUAUAUUCGAUGAGAGCAAUGUACGAAAUUCAUUUCAUCGCAGUAGAUUACAAACUGCGGCGUCAUGUAAUACUCUUAGAGUGCCAAAUACCGAAUUAGGAGGAUCUACAAAACCAGUGAGAACGAGUGCAAGUACAGCGAGUCUACAGCUUACAUCACGUUUUUGUAACGAUUUUGAUGGAAGCGAAAGUAUUGAAAAUGAUGGUGGGUGCUCUAUAACUGAUACUCCAAAUCAAAGUCCUAGGAUUCUCAUAACUCGAGCUUGCAGCGAAGAGAGUCAGGGCUAUGAAAGUCCAUUGCUUAAGAAAACAAUAACAACAGCUGCUUCUGCCCCAGUAUCGCAGAUUUGCGAAAAGAGACGCUGGAGACAAAGAAGUACAGGAAGUGAUAGUAGCACAGGAAGUAGUGAUGCAAGUGUUUGGACCACAGGAGUAAUGCAAAAAUCAUCAUCAAGGGGUAAAAAUUCAAUGGACGCCUGGCCAAUUGGUCGAAGAUUUGUUCGGGUUAAAACAUUGGAGGAGGGUGUUAUUUUUAUAGGUAAUCGACAACUUGAACGAAGUGAAAGCAGUGAUAAUACGGAAAAUACAGCGACAACUACAACUUCAACUCUUCCCAGAACAUUGAAAACAAUGAAUUCAUCUAACAACGAAGGGACCUGUUACAGGAAAAAGAACGACAACAAGAAGCAAUGGAUUCAAAGGCGAAAAAAUCGAAUAAUUCACAAGAGGAAAGUGAGAGUGACACAAGUUGGAGUAGUUCGGAAGAAGUCAAUGAAAAAAAGGCGAACCUUAUAGCUUUAGAAGAAAACGUCGAUACUCAAAAAUGAGUCUAAAUAUUUCCAAAUUUAGGAAUAUGACAAUUUAAAAAAAAAAUACUCUGAUGAUGAUAAAGGAAAUCAAAAUUUCCUUUUUUUUUUAGUUGAGGGAAAAAUUGAGAGAAAAAUUCCAAAAGGAGUAUUUUUAAAUUUUGCAAAUAGUGAAAGAAAGAAAAAAAAAAAAAAUUUUUAUAUUUCCAACUGAAUCCUUGCCCCUCUCAAAAAAAUAAGAACUUGAGUAACUCGACAUUCCUAAUAUUUUUUUUUAGAGAUUAAUCGACGUUACAUAUCCUAAGACUAUAUUUUUGUACUUCCAAAAAAAUCUUCAUUCCCUUUUUCUUUGAAAAGAAAGUAUUUUCAAUUUUUUAUUCGACUGAAAUCGAUUUUGCUGUUUUUUUUUUAUUUUUUUUUUUGCAAAUUUC
Molecule: messenger RNA, 3809 nt
Organism: Leptopilina boulardi
Lineage: Eukaryota; Metazoa; Arthropoda; Insecta; Hymenoptera; Figitidae
Exons: 9
Coding region: 1427-3367 (646 amino acids)
Biological process (GO): G protein-coupled receptor signaling pathway
Cellular component (GO): membrane
Molecular function (GO): G protein-coupled receptor activity
Source: RefSeq, a predicted model, not a curated record